UGCACAUUUUGCCAAUCCACACGCCGAAGAAUUAAGUAGCAUCUGUAAACUACGCCCCUCGCGUUAAGCACUAGCACUCGUUACUGUGCAACCGCGACGAGCAGUGUACAGCUGCAGCGCGGAUCAACCACAGACGACUGUCCCAGUUUUGUUGCAAACCGCAAAUGAAGAAACUAGCGUUGUGUAGCCGCGCCAACGAAUACAAUGACCACGACUGUAGGCAAGUCGAAGAACAAAGUUACGUUGGAGACUUAAAAAGCUGCGAGUAUGUCAAGCCUUCAGAAUGCAAUAUAUAAUAUGCUUCGCAACAUCUGUAAAAUAUAAGAAUUUGGAUGAGUUUAUGCUCUGACUCAUGUGUGCCCUUGAUCUUAUUUUUAUGAAGUUUGGUAUCAAAUUGUUGGCUGAUAAGAAAGUCACAAAUCCUGGCACAGAAGCAUUUAAAAAAAAAGAACAAAAAAAUUGAAACUAGACAAAAGAAAAAAAAUCGUUGACAGAAGAAAUUUUCACUUCGACUAGUUUAGAUGUAUUUUUAUAAUAAAAAUUUGUAAAUUUUAAUAAAAUAAACUAUUGUAAAUUCUUGUGCUAUUUUCAUGUAACUAAAAUUGAAAUCACAAAAUAAUAAAAAUAUUAAAAAACACCCUCCUCCCUGCUAUUCCUGAAUAUUUAAAAGGGCCGUUAAUUUUAAUCUCAAGAUGUGUUCACCGUGUGGUCCUAUGGUUUGCUAUAAAUACGAAGACUGUGGUCCUCCGAAAGGUAAGCCUUCGGAUGGAGGUAACAGAGUGGUGGAGGAAGGCGAAGAAAAAAAGAGUGAAAAGGAAAAUCAGUUGAAGCGAAUCAAGAGUCGCGAGUUACGUGGUGGCAUCAUGUACUACAGUUGUCAUUGUAUUAAGCGAAAUGGGCUCCAACACGAUUGUCGCCGCACAGGAUGCGGUGGCGAGCCCGCGUGUCUUGUCCUACCCGACCCAUUGUGUGCGCCCAGUCAGUUGGCUCGCGCUCGCGGUCUCGCCGACCCUGCUGCGCUGGCAGCUCACACUCAGGCUCAAGGUGGUGGUGGCUCAGGUGGACCAGCAGAUACUAGCUCUGGAGGAAAGAAAUUUAUCGUCUGCGAGCUAAAGGGUAUUAUUCCCGAUGUAGCCGUGGAUAAGAGCGGGAAAUGCUGUUGUUCUGCACCGAGAGAGGGAGGCGCAGCGAGUGGCGGCCCGGCACCUGGUUUACCUAUGUUGGUGAUGAAGCUUUGCUGAACGCGUUUUGUCCUAUGCUUACUGAUUUUCUGAAAGCUUAAGAAAAAGUGAAAAAUAAUCCGAAAGCAUUAAAUGUUUAAAUGUA
Helicoverpa armigera (cotton bollworm) is the source of this 1326-nucleotide messenger RNA. RefSeq lists its product as uncharacterized. NCBI's taxonomy places the organism in Eukaryota, Metazoa, Arthropoda, Insecta, Lepidoptera, Noctuidae. The transcript has 4 exons. The record is from RefSeq and is a predicted model, not a curated record. Bases 693 to 1241 code for a protein of 182 amino acids.